UGCGUCAUUCCGCGACGAAACUCCGCGCGCGACGAUCGUGUCGCGUCGCUGUAGAUCCGCGCUUCGAUCGAUCUUCACCUCGUAUUCUGUGCUUUACGUAUAACUUGGAUUUGUGUGCGAUGUGCUAUGGAAUUUAUUUUCAGUGACCGCCCCCUAAAAAGGGCUUAAAUUGUGCUUGUUUUAUUGUAAUUGAAGUGUAGCAAAAGGUAGUGAUGCUGAAGCACGUAGCGGUGUCUCCUCACCGCGCCCGCGCUGACUCCGUCAGUCUGGCCUCCACCGCCUCCUGCUGCAGCCUUGGCAGCCUGGAGCAGCGUCACGACUCCGUUGGCGACCUCACACAUCGCACGACGACGAUAAAGGUGUACGCUCGCUGUCUGCGGCCGGACAUCGAGUACAAGACUCUGUCGGUGACAUGGGGCACACGAGCGCGUGAGGUGGUAGGUGCAUUGCUGGGCAAGUUCCGCAUGCGCCACAGGGACCCGCGCCUCUUCUAUCUCAGCAUGGAGGUGCGGGUGCGAGCCGCCGGCCUGCGCACCGCGCUCGCCCUUGAUGACGACGCGCGCCCCGCUGCGUUACAAGCCUGUCAUCCCAAGGGAUACUCCAAGUUCUCUCUGCAGAUGCGUCCUGGCGGUCUGGUGAAGAUCUACGACUCGGCGUUGAUGUCGUCCUCGCAGUAUAAAUGCCUGCUUACUAGCGAGCGCACCACAGCUGACGAGUUGCUGGCCAUACUGCUGCACUGCUACGACUCCACGGAGGGCGUCGAGAGGUUCUCACUCUACGAGGUAUGCCCGUCUCAAGAGUAUGAGAGGAAACUGCAUCCGGACGAUCUACCGUUGCUAGUGCAGCGUGCAUGGCCCACGGACAGCGAUUGUCACUUCCGGGUGCGACGGAACCCACGAGCUCCUCCCCUACCUCCGCGGACUAUCCCUCCUCCGGUAGAAUCGCCUCAAGAAGAAGAGGAACCCUCCAGAGCACUAUCAGCACUAUCUCUCGAAUCUGACGAUGACAACAAGAGAUACAGCCCAGUAUACAAGUUCCCCAGCAUUAGUUACUGUAGAGAAACGAAAAACGAUUACUUGUACAUAUGACUAGCGAUGCGCCUGGUGAGGAUCAAGUCUGCGAUGGAAGGACGUAAGUCGCGAGCACGGUUUCGGAAGAAAAGACUCAUGUGAAGUGUAAAUAAGGUUCGUUUUUGUAAAAAGUGUACAUAGUGGUACUCGUUGGUACCUCGCAGGAUUGUUCACAGAGAUGCGAAACCAAAGAGAUAUUGUAGACGGCCUAAUCUGAAUGUAAGAUGGAUAAUGUAAAGUCAAGAACGUAGAAAACAUCAGACAAGACCGUACCGGGUGAUAAAAGAAUGUUAAUAUAUUUAGAGCUUAUAAUAUCAUAUAAUAAUUUGCAUCAAACACAAGAUGACAGUAAUUUUCCCAUCCAGAAUCGAAUAAAUACAGGAAUUUUAUAUUAUUCAAUUUGUUUUACAGAUUGUAAAUAAUAUAAAUCUAAGAUCUAACCAGAAACAAAAAUCUAAUAGAAUAUAAAAUAAUGAUCUGAAAAUAACAGUGUCUAGACCUUUUUAUAUUGAGACUUUAACUGAUUUCUUUUUUCAAACUUACGACUUCUGUUAAUUGUAAGUUAGUAAUCCGCUGAAAUGAGCGUUAAUUUAGAUGAAUUUCUAAUGUAACUAGAUCAUGUUGUAUGCAGUAUUGCUUUAGCAUAAAUAUGACAUAGUUCAUUCUUAGAUAAAUUAUCGUAUGACGAAAAUAUGUAAAUAUUAGUACAUAAGUACAUAUUGUUAGCUAGUAGACACCAAAGAGGCAAGCGAACGUUUAAAAUUGAAUUUAUUUAUCUGUUAUGUAUUUGUGAUGUUUAAUUUAUUUAAAAAUGGCAGCAGACAAUGUCCACUUGGUUUGUGUUGACGAUGUACUGCAAACCAUUGGAUUGUUCUUCGCUAAAUGCACACCUGGGAUUUGCAUUGCAUCGUUUACGAAACUUUAUUCGCUUGAUAUGUUAAAGAUCAUCGAAUUUACUUUUAAUGAAAACUAAUAAACGGGAUAUCUUCUCUUGUAUCAAA
Messenger RNA from Papilio polytes (common Mormon), 2071 nucleotides. RefSeq lists its product as uncharacterized. NCBI's taxonomy places the organism in Eukaryota, Metazoa, Arthropoda, Insecta, Lepidoptera, Papilionidae. The record is from RefSeq and is a predicted model, not a curated record. Gene Ontology annotation, biological process: positive regulation of fibroblast growth factor receptor signaling pathway; positive regulation of epidermal growth factor receptor signaling pathway; signal transduction. The transcript is spliced from 5 exons. The coding region runs from base 213 to 1088 and encodes 291 amino acids.